This is a messenger RNA of Paraphaeosphaeria sporulosa, 1758 nucleotides long. RefSeq lists its product as uncharacterized. Gene Ontology annotation, molecular function: NAD binding; malate dehydrogenase (decarboxylating) (NAD+) activity. The transcript is spliced from 5 exons. The record is from RefSeq and is a predicted model, not a curated record. Gene Ontology annotation, biological process: pyruvate metabolic process; malate metabolic process. NCBI's taxonomy places the organism in Eukaryota, Fungi, Ascomycota, Dothideomycetes, Pleosporales, Didymosphaeriaceae. The coding region runs from base 1 to 1758 and encodes 585 amino acids. Gene Ontology annotation, cellular component: mitochondrion.
AUGCCUGCUCAACUACAGAGGCCCAGUGCCACGAGGCAGCUCAGCACCACCGGCGGUGACUAUGACAUGGCCAACCCGCCAGAGGUCCGCCGGUACCUUAAAACAUACGGCCUGACGCCGCCCGCAGUCGAGAGCCACGAGGUGCAGGCGCAACGAUGCCUCCGACUGCUCGCCAUGAAGACGACGCCAAUUGAGAAGUUCCAGUACUUGGUCCACCUCCGCGCCACCAACGUACACCUGUUCUACCGUCUGCUGUCAGAAAACAUCAAGGAAUUGACCCCUCUCAUCUACACCCCGACCGUCGGCGAGGCCUGCGUCCGAUGGCACGAGAUCUGGACACAACCCGAGGGCAUGUACCUCUCCUGGAACGACCGGGGCCACCUCCGCGAGAUUCUCGAUAAUUGGCCGCACGAGGUUGAGAUCACCGUCCUGACAGACGGCUCGCGAAUCCUGGGUCUCGGAGAUCUUGGUGUCAACGGCAUGGGUAUUCCCGUUGGCAAGCUUGCGUUGUAUACUGCCUGCGCCGGUAUCAGGCCCUCCGGCACCUUGCCCUUGACGUUGGAUCUGGGCACAGGAAAUGAGACUCUCCGUAACGACCCGCUGUACAUGGGUUCAAGAACGCCCAAGGUCUCCGCCGCCGAGGAGAAGGAGUUCCUAGAUGAGCUCAUGAUUGCGUUGACCGACAAGUGGCCAGGCAUCGUCAUCCAAUUCGAGGACUUCAAGAACCCCUUCCCCGCUCUCGAGCGAUACCAAGACAAAUACUGCAUGUUCAACGACGACGUGCAGGGAACAGGCGCCGUCAUUGUUGGUGGCUUCAUCAACGCCGUUCGUGCAUCCGGUGUACCCGCAAAGGAUCACCGCGCCAUCUUCCUCGGCGCGGGCAGUGCCGGUGUUGGUGUUGCUAAGCAGAUUGUUGAGUUCUUCAUCAAGGAAGGCGUCAGCGAGGAAGAGGCCCGCAAGAAGUUCUGGUUUGUCGACUCAAAUGGUCUGGUCACUCUCGACCGUGGCGACAAGCUUGCCGAGCACAAAGUGUACUUUGCCCGCGAUGACAACAACGGCCGCCAGUACCAGUCUCUCUCGCGUCUUAUCGACUUCGUGCAGCCCACUAUCCUGAUGGGUCUUUCCACCAUUGGUGGAGCGUUCAACAAGGACAUCCUCCAGAAGAUGGCUAAGCUCAAUGAUAGGCCAAUCAUCUUCCCCCUCUCCAACCCUUCCAGCAAAUCUGAGUGCACCUUCGACGAGGCUGUACACAACACUGAGGGCCGAUGCUUGUUUGCAUCGGGAUCUCCCUUCCCGUCCCUGGAGUACAACGGCAAGCUGCUUACGCCUGGUCAGGGUAACAACAUGUAUGUGUUCCCCGGUAUCGGUCUCGGGGCUAUUCUCUCCAAGUCCGUGUCCAUUACCCAAGACAUGAUCUACGCCUCCGCAGAGUCCCUGUCCACCUCGCUCAACAAGCAGGAGACCGCUGAUGGUUGGUUGUACCCCGACAUCCGCCGCAUCCGCGAAGUCUCCGUUGUUGUUACCCGUGGCGUCAUCCGUGCUGCUCAGCAAAACGGUGUUGACCGCGCUGUUGAGCUUCGCCAGAUGUCUGACGAUCAGCUCGACCUUUACAUCAAGGAAAGGAUGUAUGACCCCUUCAGCGAGACCGAAAAGACAGUUUACCCCGUCACCCAGCCUGCCGGCAAUGGCCACCACCCUUUUGCCAACGGUAACGGCGUCGAGCACGCUACCAACGGCUUGAACAACGCGCACCUAUAA